Molecule: messenger RNA, 2411 nt
Organism: Cataglyphis hispanica
Lineage: Eukaryota; Metazoa; Arthropoda; Insecta; Hymenoptera; Formicidae
Exons: 7
Coding region: 377-1285 (302 amino acids)
Source: RefSeq, a predicted model, not a curated record
CAAGAAGCAGAGCGUCUCUUGGUUCAAAUAGACACUCGAAUAAAAUACAGAGAUACAGAACAGCCAGACCUGCAAAUAGACAAACGGAUAAAGAGGUCGGUCUGAUAGAAUAUCGAUAGCGGCAUCUCUGGAAAAAGGACGAAGGAAAUACAUCGCGCACUACAAGACCGCCCGCCACCUACGUCGUGCUGGCUGCUACUGCUGCUGUUGAAGAGCUGCACGGAUAGAAAGAGAGAGAGAGAGAGAGAAGCCCGGAGAGGUGCCUCUCCGACGACAUGCGAAGAGACGCGUUCGAUGCGACGACGAUAGACGACGAGCGAGGAUCGCAGACAGCCCUAGUCAGACACGUCGACGAAGACGACCGACGAGAGCAUCCAUGGAACUGAAAAUCCUGCUGUGGAUUCACAUCGUGGGAAUCUGCUCGGGUCUGCGACAAGUACGCAUCCAGAUACCGACGGCCGUGAAGAAGGGCGAGUCGGCGACGCUGAAUUGUUGGUAUGACACCGAGGGCGACCAGUUGUACGCCGUCAAGUGGUACAAGGGGGGUCGAGAGUUUUAUCGCUACGCCCCGAACGAGAAUCCGCCAGUCAAGACUUUCCCCAUCGGAAACCUGACGGUGAAGAAAGCGGAGAGCAACGCGACGCAAGUUGUGCUGAUAAAGUUGGAAUUGGAAGCGGCGGGCGUAUAUAGCUGCGAGGUAUCAGCUGAUGCACCUUCCUUCCACACGGCUAUAGUUUACGCGGCGAUGAACGUCGUUGAAUUGCCCUCUCAGAUGCCGUCGAUACAGGGGCUAAAGAGGAAAUACCGUGUCGACGAUAUGCUGCGUUUGAACUGCACAUCCGGUCGGAGCAAGCCAGCCGCGAAUCUCACUUGGUAUAUCAACGAUCGACAGCCUCUCAAGUCGCACGUUCGUACGUACAGUCCCCUCGACACGAACGAAUCGGAAUGGCAAGUCUCGCAGAUCGGGCUCCAGUUCCUGGUUACGUCCGAGCACUUCAUGAGCGGCAAAUUGAAAAUACGUUGCAGCGCGUCGAUAUACGACAUUUAUUGGCAGAGCACGGAGGUCAGCGCCGAGGAGGAUCGGCCACGGGUGAUACAUUACGAACCGGCCGCGACUAUCGUCGGCAUCAACUACUUGCAACCACCGCCGAAUUUCCAAACCGGUCAGAAGAAACCCGACGGGCAAGUUGGAGUGAAAGUACUGGGGUCCUCCACGAUGAACCUGCGGCCGUCAAUGAGGCUCGUUUUGGAAUUGUUUGCGCUUCUUUUAAUCGUCAUUCGUUAAAGGCGCGAAGUGCAUCGUUCGAGAAACGCGCUUUGGAACACUUUGCGUAUGUCGACGUGCUUGUGAGAUGAGAAGGGCUCGAGAGGCGCUUUGUGCGAUGAUGACGUUUCCUCUAUGGGAAUCGCCUCGGAUCGCCACGACAGCAGCAAUAUACAACCGGAGCGAACACCGGAGAGCUCCUUCGGGCCACGUCAAGGCGGUGGAAAUCUGAAAGGCUUGUCCGUACGACGGAGGAAUGGAAGUGACGGGGCGCGGCUGGAAGUUCGAUCUGCUUCGCAAGGAUAGAAGAGACCGAAGGAAAAAAGAAUCGACGACGAUACGAGGGCAAAUCCCUGCGAGAUCAUUUAUUCGACGUUCACUUAUCCGACGAUCAACGAAUGUUGCAAAAAGCACUAUAGCGACGACUGGAUAUACAGCUGAAUAUACUCACAAUAUAUAUAUGUUUUAUAUAUAAUAUAUAUAUAUAUAUAUAUAUAUAUAUAUAUAUAUAUGUAUAUUAUUAGAUCAUAUACUCUUGCUUCCUUCCAGCGGGAUAAUGUGUUUGCAAUGUGUAGGUAUACAUAUAUGUAUAUUAUAUAUAGCACGUUUUGUCGCAUCAUAUGAAAAGAUAGUUUUUUUUUCGUACUUUUAUAACUCAGAAAGAGACUAUAAUAUGUAACAUGAAUGUACGUGCGUAUUCCUCGACAACAUACAAGUACACAUACAUAAUACACAGAUACACGCAUAUGAAGAGACAUGUAUGUACACGCGAUAAACGCGAUGCGUAAAAUUAUUUGAUACACGUUUACUUACCGUACACAUACAUACUUUCUCUCUCUGUAUGAAUAAGCGAUAAGUAAAAGUGAUCGAGGAUAUUGUGGCCCGCCUAAGUAAUUUACAGUGUGCGAGAUGAUGUACCUGAAUCGGAUAUUCGCGCGAACUUCUCUUGUGUUGCUAUUUAGGGACUAUGUAUUAAUAAGCGAGGAAAAAAAAAAAUGUGUGCUAUAUCGAGUUAUAUGAUAACGGCAACUUUGUGUAUCUCGAUCCAUUCCAUAUUUCGUAUUAUAAAGUGUAACUAAUUUAUUAAUGAGGCUGAUUUAAUUGAUGUACAGACUUAUGGAGUUUAUUAUAAAUUCAAUUAACUAAA